Urocitellus parryii (Arctic ground squirrel) is the source of this 2154-nucleotide messenger RNA. It is a transcript of the gene Snx10, whose product is annotated as sorting nexin 10. Gene Ontology annotation, cellular component: endosome. Lineage: Eukaryota; Metazoa; Chordata; Mammalia; Rodentia; Sciuridae. Gene Ontology annotation, biological process: vesicle organization; intracellular protein transport; cilium assembly. Gene Ontology annotation, molecular function: phosphatidylinositol phosphate binding. The record is from RefSeq and is a predicted model, not a curated record.
GCGGGAGCGGGGCCGCUACGUGCGCGGGGAGCGCGGGGCUGCGCUCGUGUGCGCUCGCCGCCGCCGCCGCGCGCCUUUGAGUCAGCAAACUCCGCCGCUGGCCCGCCGGCUGGUGCGAUCUGCCCAGCCCUGCCGGGAGGAGCCGCCCGUAAGUGACAGGAGACCUGCCGCGGAGGCCUCCCCAGCUCCGGGAGUGGGCACCUCGGCCGGGGGACUAGCCGACCGCCCCUUCUUUCCCACAGGAAGACGUGGGGCCCUUCCAGCUGCGCGCAGAUUGAUCGUGUCCUGUGAAGAUGUUUCCAGAACAACAGAAAGAGGAAUUUGUCAGCGUCUGGGUCCGAGAUCCUAGGAUUCAGAAGGAGGACUUUUGGCAUUCAUAUAUUGACUAUGAGAUAUGUAUCCAUACUAAUAGCAUGUGUUUUACAAUGAAGACAUCCUGUGUACGAAGAAGAUAUAGAGAAUUCGUGUGGCUGAGGCAGAGACUCCAAAAUAAUGCAUUGCUGGUACAACUGCCAGAACUUCCAUCUAAAAACCUGUUUUUCAACAUGAACAAUCGCCAACACGUUGAUCAGCGUCGCCAGGGUCUGGAAGAUUUCCUCAGAAAAGUCCUGCAGAAUGCACUUUUGCUUUCAGAUAGCAGCCUUCACCUCUUCUUGCAGAGCCAUCUGAACUCAGACGACAUUGAGGCCUGUGUUUCUGGGCAGACCAAGUACUCUGUGGAAGAAGCAAUUCACAAAUUUGCCUUGAUGAACAGACGUUUCCCUGAAGAAGAUGAAGAAGGGAGAAAAGAAAAUGAUGUAGAUUACGAUUCAGAAAGUUCAUCCUCUGGGCUUGGACACAGUAGUGAUGACAGCAGUUCACAUGGAUGUAAAAUAAGUACAGCUCCACAGGAAUCCUGAAAAAUAAUUCUAAUGUCACUAUCUUAGGAAUAGCAAAUUGUGUCCAGGCAUAGAGAAGAAAGCUUGCUAAUGAUAUAUUCUUACCUAAAGCUCACUCUCAUGAUAUUAGAUAUUUAAAUUCUUAAAGAUGGUGGAUUGUUUAUUAGUGGUAUGCAUUUUUAUGUUGUCUAACUUUUAGCCAAGCUUCUGUAUAAAGCUAAAAGCCUGUGAAUGCCAUACUAUCCUUUAUUGCCAAAUAUUAUUGGUAAACAAGAUACUGCCCUCAAGUGAAACGAGUUAUGUUUAAAAGAAAACCUAGUUGGUUUUAUUGAAUUUUAAAAGAUAGGUAAACAGGGAGCAUAUAAAAUCCAGAUAGGGCAUUCCUUCCACGUCAAUGGAGCAGUUCCCGUAAACACAGCGCAUGUGAUGUUAGCCACUGUGAACAGUAACCCCGUAGAUCAGACUGCCUCUCUCAGACAUAUGGCUGAUAUUCUGUGGAUACCUCCCCUGCACUGGCAAAAUACUUUGCUUUGGGUGUUUGAUUGAAAUAUUUAAGAGUAUUUAAGCUUCCCACUAUUUUAUCUAUUUCGUACUUAGAAGGAAAAUGUUAUCUUAUGAAUAGAAACAUUAAUGUUUACAGCUUAGGGGAAAAAACAAAUAGUGCUAGUAAUUUUACUUGUAUUUGCAGUCUGUAGAUUCAGAAAUAUGUUUUCAUUGUCCAACCAUCAGCUUAAGCAAAUCAUUUCUGGAAACUGUUUGUUUUCAUUAUUGUGUAAUUAGCAUUACAGGUUAAUAAUUUAUUUUUUGACCAAAUAUGUAAUUCUUUCAUUAGAUAACUUUUAUUAUCAGUGGUGGCUACUUAUAACUUAUUUUUAAGUCAGAAGAAUGAUCUUGUAAAAAUUUACAAAUUUAAUUGUUUAAUAACUAUUCCCGUAAUUUUAGACAGGAUGUCAACUUGCUAACUUCAAAAUUUAUUAUUUGUUUCUUAAGAACCCCUUUUUUUAGACAUCUGCCUGAAGAUUGGUAUAAUUUUAAUGAAAUGUAUUGUCUUAAUGGCCCAAAGAUAAGAUGUCUCAGAUAAUCUACUUUGAACUUCAAAUUUCAGAUAAGGCAGCAUAUUCUUGAGAUAAUUAUCCAACUUUCCUCCUCAUUUAAUAGUACAAAAUAUAUCUGUGGACGUACAAAAUAUAUCUGUGGAACUAACAAGAAGAUAUUUCAAAUAACAGGGAUAACUUGUUGCUUUGAUUAAAUGUUACCCAGUCUAUAUGGAAGACAG